AUGGCGCAGGAACCAACAUACGAGCCGGAAGUCGUAGAAGAUGCGAGGAGAAAGCGUGAGCAUCGAGUUGUUCAGGAAGACACGGCGUUAUGGAGACGACGGAAGGAGGAGCUGCAACGUCAAAAGCACCGCGAGCAACGUGAACUGCAAGAAAUUCUGGCCAAUUAUUCGCCGUGGGGUAAGCCAGGUGGCGGCGCACCCUGCGCGGCCACCCUGAGGAAGAGAAACGUGCUUCUGGAGCCGAUCGAAUCGCCGAGAUGUCGCAGUUUCGGUCAGGGUUGGACGAGCAACUCGACGAUCGACAGACUAUACAAGAGGAACACGGACCCUCCGGCUGUUGUGGACGUGAAUAAAUUCUACGAUGACAGGGCGACACCAGGUAUCGCUUUGGAAACACAAAUGCAAGACCCGAGGAAUCUCUACAAGGAAGAGGUUCAGGUGUAUGAACUUACGGGUGGUGUCGAAUUGGUACCUUUAUUAACCAGCAGGCGCCAUCAGUCGUAUCCGCAGUCCAGCCGAUAUCUCGCCACGGAUGCCACUCGUCCGGGAUACACGAUAGAAUCGCUUCGCGCGCUUGGCGUCGGUAAUCGUGAGUACGUUGCGGAUCUCGCUGAGCAAAUACGACGUAAGCGGGACAGAGCGUUGGAAGAACGGCGGAUCGAACACGAGAGUUGUCGCAGGCACUUCGAUACUUGGAAAAGGCUAUGGGGUAGACCGGGCCAUGGUGCCCCCAUAGAUCACACGCAGCGGAACAAUCUCUACAACAUCCUCCAUCGACCGGCUAUCUAUUGA
This is a messenger RNA of Cyphomyrmex costatus, 792 nucleotides long. RefSeq lists its product as uncharacterized. The transcript is spliced from 6 exons. The record is from RefSeq and is a predicted model, not a curated record. Lineage: Eukaryota; Metazoa; Arthropoda; Insecta; Hymenoptera; Formicidae. The coding region runs from base 1 to 792 and encodes 263 amino acids.